UUUGGAUUUCGUUGGCACUAGACACUAGGCAUAAGGAGAAGAAUCCCAGUGGUCACGGAAUAGCGCUGUCACCACUCAACGUUUAACACGUGGCAGACUGUCCAAAUUUACACGCAUUUAAGGCGGGACUACGGUGCUCCCGGCGCAUUCAAUCCUUUCUCGCCAUCGCUUUAAACUCCUUGUUCGUCGGGCCACACUGAGUGCCUCAGUCCUUCAGCCCGAAAAAUUCGCACUUCCGGUCUCCUCGACGCUGCAAUUCGUGUCCGUACGCUUUCCGGGCUACUCUCCGAUGGCUCCUCCAGGAAGGGGAAGAAAUGAGGCUAAUGAUGAAGAGCCCCAAAAUCAUCCUCAGGAUAUUCUUAAUGUGACACCCCUCAAUAGCAUGCCAUACGUUGGUCCACCCUUAUCACAUCCUAGUAAUGCUCCAUCACCAGCUGUAGGGGAUACUAGGCCUGCUGAAAGUUCUGGGCCAGCUAUGGUGUUUUUGCCUUCUCAUCCAGAAGAGGAAGAGUGGGAUAAGAUCGUAGCUGCAACCAAAUGGGGAGUAGGGCUCACUGGGAGUGCAGCGAUGGGGAAGGUGGGACCAACUGUGGGAUUGGUGGAUAUCGGUGAAUGUGAGGAUUCUUACAUGUUCCGCGUAUCCCUUCCUGGGGUGGCAAGUGAUGAAAAUGACUUUAGUUUCAACAUUGAACCAGAUGGGAAAGUGGUGAUUAAGGGAGUAACAACAACAGGUGAGAGAAUAGUGUGCAAGCACUCUCAAAUCUUUGAGAUGCAAACACAGAAUAUGUGCCCACCAGGGCACUUUUCUGUCACAUUUCAUCUACCAGGUCCAGUUGACAAGACACAACUAUCUGCUUCUUUUGGAAUUGAUGGGGUUCUUCAAGGAGUUGUGAAGAAGAGGAAAUAAGUUAUAAGCCUACAACUUGGUCUGCAUUUGCCAAAUUACAGCAAGGACAAUGCAUACAUAAAAUAAUGAGUGGCUUGAUUCAAGCUGAAGUCACUACAAGGAUAAGACCUGUAGACUGUAGUGCGGCACUACAUGCUUGGCUUUGAGUUAGCAAAUGUUAUGACCACAGAAAUAAAAGAAAUAUAUUUGUGCGGCCAAUCCCAAGUUGUUGGGAUUUAAGACCUUGGUGUGUUUGUGUUGAUUUUAAUAAUUUCAAGAUGAAAACUAUUACCAUUUUGAUCUACAAGUCUUAUUGUUGUUGUUUCAGUUCCAUUGUGCUUUUGGAAUAGAUAUGUUGUUCUCUUCUUGAGGUUUAAAUGAAUGACGUUGUGAAA
This is a messenger RNA of Malania oleifera, 1281 nucleotides long. Its product is annotated as alpha-crystallin domain-containing protein 22.3. The coding region runs from base 290 to 907 and encodes 205 amino acids. The transcript has 3 exons. The record is from RefSeq and is a predicted model, not a curated record. NCBI's taxonomy places the organism in Eukaryota, Viridiplantae, Streptophyta, Magnoliopsida, Santalales, Ximeniaceae. Gene Ontology annotation, cellular component: nucleus.